AUGGUGAAGUCCUUUUCCUAUCCGGAGCAUUUGCUUCAUCAGGUGGUCGAGCCACAAUGGUUUCCAAAGCCACGAGCAGAGACAGAGUCGUUAUUGGACGCCCUGGAAGCUGCGGAAGAAGCUCAAGUAGAGUCUCUUCGUCGCAUUGCUCAAAAAGAAGCCCCUGAUCCCAUUGGUGCCGCUGCAGCAGCGACAAAUGGUCAACCACCGCCCCAAGCAGUUGUAGGCGAUGUUGCAUAUGGCAGCGGAACGGACCCACCGGCACGCACUCGAUUCUGGAACCAAGUCCGAGCCCCUUCAAGAUCUGGAAGCAGCACUCCGGCAUCGGCAGUGGGAAGUCCAAGUCCUGGGGCUCAUUAUUAG
This is a messenger RNA of Seminavis robusta, 363 nucleotides long. NCBI's taxonomy places the organism in Eukaryota, Bacillariophyta, Bacillariophyceae, Naviculales, Naviculaceae. The record is from the annotation of a GenBank genome assembly.